Molecule: messenger RNA, 1916 nt
Organism: Tarenaya hassleriana
Lineage: Eukaryota; Viridiplantae; Streptophyta; Magnoliopsida; Brassicales; Cleomaceae
Product: dihydrolipoyl dehydrogenase 2, chloroplastic-like
Exons: 15
Coding region: 51-1757 (568 amino acids)
Cellular component (GO): mitochondrion; oxoglutarate dehydrogenase complex
Molecular function (GO): dihydrolipoyl dehydrogenase (NADH) activity; flavin adenine dinucleotide binding
Source: RefSeq, a predicted model, not a curated record
CUCUCUCUCUCUCUCUCUCUCUCUCUCUCUCUCACACACACACACACACAAUGCAAUCCACUCUCUCUCUCCCAUUUUCUCAGGCGGCGUUCUCCAGAUCGAAUCGCCAUUUCGGUUCAUCUGCUGCGGCAUCUUCUACCCCGAGGAAUCUCCGGUUCUGCGGACUUCGGCGAGAGGCCUUUUGUUUAUCUCCGCCGAAUCGGUCGGCUUCGUGCCGUUUUCAAGUUCCUAGCAGGAGGCUCGAGGUUUUCGCUGCCGCAGGUAAUGGUGCUCCGCCGAAAUCGUUCGAUUACGAUCUGAUCAUCAUCGGAGCUGGAGUUGGCGGCCACGGAGCUGCAUUGCACGCCGUCGAGAAGGGACUAAAAACUGCCAUCAUUGAAGGAGAUGUUGUUGGAGGGACUUGUGUUAACAGAGGGUGUGUGCCUUCCAAAGCUCUCCUCGCAGUUAGUGGUAGGAUGCGGGAACUCCAGAGUGAACAUCACAUGAAGGCCCUUGGUCUGCAGGUUUCAGCUGCCGGAUAUGAUCGGCAGGGUGUUGCAGACCAUGCUAAUAACUUGGCUACUAAGAUUCGUAACAAUCUGACCAAUUCGAUGAAGGCACUUGGAGUUGACAUAUUGACCGGAGUUGGCACAGUUCUGGGCCCACAAAAGGUUAAAUAUGGAAAAGCCGGUUUCCCCGGAAAUAUUGUCACUGCAAAAGAUAUAAUCAUUGCCACCGGCUCUGUACCUUUUGUCCCUAAAGGAAUUGAAGUUGAUGGAAAGACUGUCAUUACAAGUGACCAUGCACUGAAAUUGGAAACCGUUCCUGAUUGGAUUGCAAUAGUAGGAAGUGGUUAUAUUGGCCUCGAGUUCAGUGAUGUUUACACGGCACUUGGAAGUGAGGUAACUUUUGUUGAAGCUCUGGAUCAGCUAAUGCCUGGAUUUGAUCCGGAGAUCAGUAAGUUAGCUCAAAGAGUUCUGAUAAAUCCAAGAAACAUUGACUAUCACACCGGUGUGUUUGCAAGCAAAAUCACUCCAGCAAAGGAUGGGAAACCAGUGGUCAUUGAGCUUAUCGAUGCCAAAACCAAGGAGCCUAAGGACAAAUUGGAGGUAGAUGCUGCUCUUAUUGCUACGGGAAGAGCUCCAUUCACUAAUGGUCUUGGCCUGGAGAAUGUCAAUGUUGUGACACAGAGAGGUUUUGUUCCAGUUGAUGAACGGAUGCACGUGAUUGAUGCAACUGGAAAUCUGGUUCCGCACUUAUACUGCAUAGGCGAUGCCAAUGGUAAAAUGAUGCUCGCUCAUGCAGCCAGCGCCCAAGGAAUCUCUGUGGUUGAGCAAGUUACAGGUAGAGAUCAUGUGCUUAAUCAUCUUAGCAUCCCGGCUGCUUGCUUUACUCAUCCUGAAAUCAGUAUGGUGGGAUUGACAGAGCCUCAAGCGAGAGAAAAAGGUGAGAAGGAGGGAUUUGAAGUAAGUGUUGCCAAGACAAGUUUCAAGGCUAACACAAAGGCUCUGGCUGAGAACGAAGGGGAAGGACUCGCUAAGAUGAUAUACCGACCUGACAAUGGUGAAAUCCUCGGAGUUCAUAUAUUUGGGUUGCAUGCAGCAGACCUUAUCCAUGAAGCAUCCAAUGCAAUUGCCCUUGGAACAAGGAUUCAGGACAUAAAACUCGCGGUUCAUGCUCACCCUACACUGUCUGAAGUGCUUGACGAACUGUUCAAGGCGGCAAAGGUAGAGAGUCAUGAGGAGGCAAGGAGAGUAAGUGCGGAAGUGGCUGUAUAAAUAUGAUUCCUUUGGGGGGAGCAUUUUUGGUUGCAAGCAGAAUGUGAGAAGGGACGAGGAGAGUACAGAUUUAGCCGAAGCUAAGAGGGUCUGUGAUGUUGUAAAUCUUUUUUUGUGGGAUGGUGUAUUGUCUUUGAUUUCUCGCAUAUUUAUUUGUCU